Messenger RNA from Rotaria socialis, 3342 nucleotides. The record is from the annotation of a GenBank genome assembly. NCBI's taxonomy places the organism in Eukaryota, Metazoa, Rotifera, Eurotatoria, Philodinida, Philodinidae.
AUGCCUGAAGAAUCAAUCAAAGUCGCUGUUCGUCUACGUCCAUUUAAUCAAAGAGAAAAAGAUCGCAAUGCAAAACUUAUUAUUAAAAUGGAAGGAAAAUCAACAUUUAUUACUGAUCCAAAAGCACCAUACGAUGAACCAAAACAAUUUUCAUUCGAUUAUUCUUACUGGUCACACGAUGGUUUUGUUGAACUUCCUUCCGGAAUUCUUGAAGCUGAUAAUUCAUUAUCGCCAUAUGCUUCACAACAAAAAGUUUUUGAUGAUCUUGGUCGUGAUGUUUUAAAAAAUGCUUUUGAUGGUUUCAAUUGUUCAUUAUUUGCAUAUGGUCAAACAGGCUCGGGGAAAAGUUAUUCCAUGAUUGGCUAUGGUGUUAACCGUGGAAUUGUUCCUAUUGUUUGUGAUGAAUUAUUUCAUGAAAUACAAAAUGCGAAGAGUCCAUCGACUCGCUAUGAAAUCUGCCUCUCUAUGAUGGAAAUUUACAAUGAACAAGUUCGGGAUCUAUUGAAUAAAGAGUUUCCGAAAGGCGGUCUUGUUAUUCAUCAACAUCCAACGUCCGGCCAUUUCUAUCCUCAAGGCCUUCGUAUUGUACCUGUCGGCACUUAUAAUGACAUUGAACGUCGUGUUACUGAAGGUACAGAAAAUCGAACGAUAGCCGCGACAAAUAUGAAUGCAACAAGUAGCCGAGCACAUACAGUCGUUACUAUAUAUUUCGAUCAGAUUAUAAAAGAUGAUCGUGGCGAAACGAAAAAAACAAGUGUUAUCAAUCUUGUUGAUUUAGCUGGAUCUGAAAGAUCUUCAAGUACAGGAGCAACCGGUGAUAGAUUGAAAGAAGGUACCAAUAUUAAUAAAUCCCUAUCCACACUGGGCAAUGUUAUAGCGGCAUUAGCUGAAAUGUCAUCAGGAACGAAACGAAAACUUGUUGUACCAUAUCGUGAAUCUGUAUUAACAAAAUUGCUUCAAAAUGCCCUCGGCGGAAAUAGUAAAACAGUUAUGAUAGCUGCUUUAUCACCAACUGAUGUUAGCCAUGAUGAAACAUUAAGUACACUGCGUUUUGCUGAUCGUGUUAAACGUAUUAAAAAUACAGUUGUAGUUAAUGAAAAUCCCAUUGAAAAAUUAAUUCGCGAAUUAAAAGCAGAAAAUGAACGUCUAAGAUUACUGAUCGAUACUGGUAAAUAUAAUUUACAAUUAGAUAUUCUACCUAGUAUGACAAAUCAAGAUAUUGAAGCAAUGAGAAAAAAAGUAGAAGAAGAAAUUCUCUCACAAAUACAAGUCAAUCAACAAAUGUUACAGAGCUCAAAAACAUCCUGGGAUUUGAAGCUUAAAAAUGCUCAACUGAACGAAAAAAAAUCGUCGCAGCAAUCUGAUAAAAAAGUGCCCUAUCUUGCUAAUCUCAAUGAAGAUCCAAUGUUAUCAUAUAUUAUUUUACAUUAUUUUAAUACUGAUACGAUUACGAUCGGUAGUCGAAAUUCAACUAUAUGUCUUACUGGUUUAAAUAUUCUUGAAAAACAUGCUACUAUUCGAGCUAUAGAUUCCUGUAAAUAUGAAUUGAUAGCAGCUGAACCAGGUGCGAAAAUCAAAGUUAAUGGCUAUAAUUUAAAUGGAUCGGCACAACUACGACAUAAAGAUCGUAUUUUAUUCGGUGCCAAUCAUGUUUAUGUCUAUUUAUGUCCGUCAAAUGAAAAAGAAGCUUUACCUGAUUUACCGUCAGUUAUAUCAUGGGAAUUUGCACAAAAAGAAAUUGCAAAAGCAAAAGGGUAUUCGUUAGGAAAUAAUCUAACUGUUGAACAAGAAGAGAUUCAAGAGAAGAUCUUAAGUUUAUUACCACUAUUAUCCGAAGUCAAUGCAAUUAGUGAAGAACUGAAUAAAUAUCGUACGUUUGAAAUUGUUCUUAUGCCCAUAUCAUCAUGGGAAGGUACGGCUGCGAAAGGAUCGAAAGUACUGAUUAAAAUGAGAAAUCUUCUAAAUCAAAAUGUUUGGUAUUGGGAUGAUGCAAGAUUUAUUAAUCGAAGUUAUAUUAUUAAAGAACAUUAUCAAAAAUUUCUUGAUGGGGACGAAGAAAUAUUGUACAUGUCAAAAGAUGAUGAUCCAUUUUGGGAACCUGUAGAAGAAGUUUUACUUGGCACAGCUAAUGUUUUUCUUCAAAGUUUAGCUUAUUCACUUGAUUUUUCCGAUGAAAUUUGUAUUGUCGACUACAAAGGCUCGGAGCAAGGUCGUUUAAGUAUCAAUCUUUCUCCGUGUUCAUCAAGUGGUAAAGUACUCAAUGAUGAACAAUUUAUUGAUCAACCCGAAGAACUUCUCAAUCAGCCAUUCAGUUUUAAGAUAACUAUGCGUUAUAUUGAAAUAAGUGAUGAACGUCACAAUAAGGGCAUUCGAAUACGUUAUAAAAUUUUUAAUGAAUCAGAAUUUACUGAAACAAAUGUUAUUUGUCGUCACGCUGUAUGUGCUAACGUAAAACAAUCGCGUAUUAUCACAGUGCCAAGUAUCGAUGAAGAUUGGUUAAAUUUUUUUCAAAAUAGUUCUGUUAUAUUUCAAAUAUUUGCUUUACAAGAAGAAAGCAAACCAAAUACUGGUUUAUUUAAAAUGACUACUCGAGAUUUAAAAAGAAUGGAACAAAAACAAGAUAAUACAAAUUUAAUACCAGUGGUUCAACCGAAUUUUGCGUCUCCAAGCGAUUCAAAAUUAAAAUCUGAAUUGACACUUCUGCAGAAAAAAUAUAACCGUCUUGAGCAAAAAGAAAAACGAAUUCAACAAUUAUGUCAUGAAUGGGAAAAUAAUCAUGAUUUUCAAAAAUUUUACAAAUUACUUUCAGCCAUUUCUUUUAGCUCAGGAACAAAGCUAAAAGCAUCAACAACAGCUGCAAAUAAAGACGCUAAUGUUGAUGUUUAUUUAUUUGGAAUCGAAGAACAAGAAUACGCCAAAGAUAUAGAACAAUCAAAUGCAGAUAAACAAAAAUAUUGGAACGAAUAUCAUCGAAAAAUCGCAUUAAAGCAAAGACGUACUUCAGUAUCAUUUCGUUUGAGUCUAAAAUUAGAUUCUGCUAAUACUUUACCGUUACCAAGUAAUGACUGGAGUUCGCCUCCAGCAAAUAUUGAUAGACCGAAUCAAAAUGGCCAAAAAAUUCCAGAUGAUCGCCCACAACCACCUUUGCAAGUUAAGAGUUCUCCGCAAGCAAAAAAGAAACUAAAUCAAGAAUUUGCAAACGAUAAUAAUGACCAAUCAAAUGAAAAUAAUCCUCCUAUGAUAAACUCAAAAGCAAUUCUUAGCUGUAAUGGCACGGGGAAUGGGACAGAAAACGAAGCGUUCAUCAACAAAAAAAAUUCAACAAUAUGUAUCAUUCAAUGA